CGCCCAGUCCUUUCCGCGGAGAAGGUUAUAUCCAGCGUGGAUCCCCAUCCAUCCCUCCAGUGCCAGCUGCAUGUGGUCAGCGCUGAGCUGCACGUGUAGCCUAAAGGACUUGAGACCUCGGGUUCUGGGGAAGGACAGACAGAGCACCACCUCCCGCUGAGGAAGAGUGACCCUCUUGUGUUCCUCCUACCCACCCACCUCACUGUGAUUUGGGGCUCCAUCCAGAAUGUGUUCCUUCAGGACAGUAACUCCCACAGGCAAAGCAGCACCUGACCAUGUGGAUGAUGUAGUCUUCAGCUUCACCAAAGUUGUACAGGUGUAGAGAGGAGAGAGUGAGCAGGGAGCGGGGCUUUUGUCUGUUGGUCUCCCUGGACUGAAGAAGGGAGGGUACAAGGCCAAGACUGUUAUGAUUCUCAAAAUGGUUUAUUACCCGGAGCUCUCUGUCUGGGUCAGUCAAGAACCAUUUCCAAACAAAGAAAUGGAGGGAAGGCUUCCUAAGGGAAGACUUCCUGUCCCAAAGGAAGUGAACCGCAAGAAGAAUGAUGACGCUGAGGCUGCCUCCCUGACUCCACUUGGCAGCAACGAACUCCACUCCCCAAGAAUUAGUUACCUCUACUCUUUUUAAUCAUAACACCUCCAUUUGUAUUACAUAUGGUGUAUGGGUAUUGAUGAGGUCAUGGUAUCAUAUAUGGGAUUUUUUUCUGUGUAAAUCAUCAAGUAUAAGAAGAAACUAUGGGACUCUGAGCCUUGCUUUAGAGAAUUUACAGUGGACAAAUAGGUAUCAUCAAACCAGUUUUUAAUCAUUCUGACUCAAGUGAAAACGCUCAGAAUUUCACACUGUGAAUCCACGUUUACAACCCUUACAGGUGGGCCUUCAGGCCUGGUUCUCUACGACGAUGUCUUCCACAACUCAAACUCCCACUGCUCUCACACAACCGGUCCACUCCUGCCUUGUCACUCACACAGCUCCCGACUGCUUCUUGCAGAGGCUGAGAGUCCCCAUUUUUUUUUUUUCAUUUAGAUGUAACAAACCUAGUAGUUUAUGUUCAUCAAUUGUCUGUAUAUCUCUAUAUUUUAUCCAUGUACUCUUUUGAUGUAUAGAAGUAGUUUGAAACUCAUUGUUUCCUUGUGGUAAGUGACCGAGAUGCUGCCACAGGACCUGAGACACUGAUGAAUGGUGCUAUUUUGGACUUUCAACAUGCUCCUUGGCGAGGUAGCUCUGAUGGAGUUAUUUUUUAUUUCCAUGUUCUAAGAAGGUGUUGGUACUCUGUUUCCCUGAAUGUUGUUCUCUAGACUGGAUUGACUUGUUUUCCUUGUGUCUUCAGUGUGGCUUUCUUCUUCAGCAUUGUAGGUUGAGAGAAUGCUACCAGCGAGAGUGUAAGAGACUCACGUCUCAUUGGCUGGCACUCACGGACACGCAGGCACUGGAGCGGGAGCAAUCACAAAACUGUAAUUUACUUACCAAAUCUUUUCCUUUCAGUAGUCUCGCCUGCCUAACUUAGAGAAAGAAAAGCAAUAAUUUGACAGGCGUUUUUAGGUGUCUCUCUUGGUUCUUUUUGUUUGGAAGACUGGGGGGGAAAAGGGCAAACUCUUUUUUAAUAAAUGCCCUCUGGAAAAAAAAUCCAAAAAACUGGCAUCUGAGUAGGAAUAUGAAAAUGACACCCUUCCCAAAAAUUAGGUUGGAAAAAAAUGUCUUUACAAAAUUAAAAAAAAAAAAAAAAAUAGGCAGAGCACACGUUUUCGGCAGUUUCAAUACGCAAGGCGUAGAUCUUACAUUUUUGUCCUUGCUCCCAAUGGAAUGGAUAAAUAAACAAAUCAGAAAUACCAUCUACUCAUGGAAUGUUGUUGUGUUAGCCAGUCUGAAAGCCCACCUUAAUUUUUAUAUAACUGUCUUUUAGCUCUUCCUUUGACAGGGCAGGCUCUGUUCUGAACUGUUCUGCUUCUGACUGUUAAACAUCGAUGACGCAUGCGCUGCACUUCUUCGUUCUCUUCUCGCUCCCCCAUUGGCCUGAGUUUCUCGUGCAUUUCUCCUCUCCCUCCUUUGUUAGAAUAGGUAUAUCAGCUGUGUAAAUAGAGCAAGAAAACAGUAUUCUGCAUCUGUGGCAUUUAUGUAGAGUUGCAGUUGUGUACUGCUGAAAAUGCAGGCUUUUGUAACAAUGUGAUCUUUACUGAUGCACUCAUGACAAGUACCCAAUGUAUUUUAGCUAUUUUAGUAGUAUUUGUUCAAUAAAUAUACAAGCUGUAAGGUAA
Messenger RNA from Pteropus alecto (black flying fox), 2250 nucleotides. It is a transcript of the gene NREP, whose product is annotated as neuronal regeneration related protein. Gene Ontology annotation, cellular component: nucleus; cytoplasm. NCBI's taxonomy places the organism in Eukaryota, Metazoa, Chordata, Mammalia, Chiroptera, Pteropodidae. The transcript has 6 exons. Gene Ontology annotation, biological process: axon regeneration; regulation of neuron differentiation; regulation of transforming growth factor beta receptor signaling pathway. The record is from RefSeq and is a predicted model, not a curated record. Bases 407 to 625 code for a protein of 72 amino acids.